Messenger RNA from Eubalaena glacialis (North Atlantic right whale), 1624 nucleotides. It is a transcript of the gene NMNAT2, whose product is annotated as nicotinamide nucleotide adenylyltransferase 2. Gene Ontology annotation, biological process: NAD+ biosynthetic process. The record is from RefSeq and is a predicted model, not a curated record. Gene Ontology annotation, cellular component: Golgi apparatus. Lineage: Eukaryota; Metazoa; Chordata; Mammalia; Artiodactyla; Balaenidae. Gene Ontology annotation, molecular function: nicotinamide-nucleotide adenylyltransferase activity; nicotinate-nucleotide adenylyltransferase activity. The transcript is spliced from 13 exons. The coding region runs from base 480 to 1403 and encodes 307 amino acids.
GAAGGAGAGGACACAGCAACUCCCCCGCCACCCCGGACAUACCACCUCUGUGUCUGCUGCUCCAUGCCCCAACCUUCGGCCCGCUCCCCGCUACGUACCGGGCCGGCCUCGGCACUCACCGGAGAUACUGCGCGCUCUGCAGGCUCAUCCUCCGCCGCCGCGUCUUCCCGCGAGGCCUCUGUGGGUCUCUCAGGCUCCUCGGAGCGGCCCCACGGCACCGCGGGUGCUGGCGGCCGCCGCCAUCUUCCUCUCCUCCGGCUCCUCCUCGCUCGGCGCGGGGUGGGGACACUGUCCAGGUUACUAUGGAUACCACCAUAGAAGAGACAUGGUCCCUGUCUUGGAGGAACCCACCUUCUGGUAGAGAUACCAGAGAAUAGAGACAUGAUUUGGAUGCAAUAUUAUGGGUGCAACAAUUAAGACGUAUCGAGACACAAAAAGAGAGGCGACCCCUGGACCAGCGCGAGGGACCCACCCGCACCAUGACCGAGACCACCAAGACCCACGUUAUCUUGCUCGCCUGCGGCAGCUUCAAUCCCAUCACCAAAGGGCACAUUCAGAUGUUCGAAAGAGCCAGAGAUUAUCUACACAAAACUGGAAGGUUUAUUGUCAUUGGUGGGAUUGUGUCUCCUGUCCACGACUCCUAUGGAAAACAGGGCCUUGUGUCGAGCCGGCACCGUCUCAUCAUGUGUCAGCUGGCCGUCCAGAAUUCCGACUGGAUCAGGGUGGACCCGUGGGAGUGCUAUCAGGACACCUGGCAGACAACCUGCAGCGUCCUCGAACACCAUCGGGAGCUCAUGAAGCGGGUGACUGGCUGCAUCCUCUCCAAUGUCAACACACCCUCCAUGACGCCUGUGAUUGGACAGCCCCAAAAUGAGACCUCCCAGCCCAUUUACCAGAACAGCAAUGUGCCCACCAAGCCCACUGCAGCCAAGAUCCUGGGAAAGGUGGGAGAAAGCCUAAGCCGGAUCUGCUGUGUCCGCCCACCGGUGGAGCGCUUCACCUUUGUGGAUGAGAAUGCCAAUCUGGGCACAGUGAUGCGGUACGAGGAGAUUGAGCUGCGGAUCUUGCUGCUGUGUGGCAGUGACCUUCUGGAGUCCUUCUGCAUCCCAGGGCUCUGGAAUGAGGCAGAUAUGGAGGUGAUUGUCGGGGACUUUGGGAUCGUGGUGGUCCCCCGGGACGCAGCCGACACAGACCGAAUCAUGAAUCACUCCUCAAUACUCCGCAAAUACAAAAACAACAUCAUGGUGGUAAAGGAUGACAUCAACCAUCCCAUGUCUGUCGUCAGCUCAACCAAGAGCAGGUUGGCCCUGCAGCAUGGGGACGGCCACGUCGUGGAUUACCUGUCCCAGCCGGUCAUCGACUACAUUCUUAAGAGCCAGCUGUACAUCAACACCUCGGGCUAGCAGCCCCAGGGCCCCCUGCUCCGAUCUCCCCUCGUCCUCCACCAACACACUGGCCCCUGCAGCCUCUGUCUGUCCCAUUUCUCUCCUGCCUCUCUGUUCCUCCAUCUCCUCUUGACUGUUGUCCCCACUUGCUGACUCAACCCCCCACAGUGUGGAGGACCUGCAGAGAACCACGGCAUACCCCACUCCGCAGUCAUCUUCGGACAAACUUUCCUCUAGUC